Glycine soja is the source of this 2249-nucleotide messenger RNA. RefSeq lists its product as uncharacterized. Bases 186 to 1859 code for a protein of 557 amino acids. Gene Ontology annotation, biological process: rRNA methylation. The transcript has a single exon. Gene Ontology annotation, cellular component: chloroplast. The record is from RefSeq and is a predicted model, not a curated record. Gene Ontology annotation, molecular function: RNA binding; RNA methyltransferase activity. Lineage: Eukaryota; Viridiplantae; Streptophyta; Magnoliopsida; Fabales; Fabaceae.
AGUCUCUGUCUGCCCUAAUUUCGCAAUGCCCAUCAACGUAACGAGGAUAAGACAUUUUCAUUUUGAAGACUUCACAGUACUUUUUCCUUAAUUCAGUUUUCACAUGGUUGUUCCUUCCUCAAUCCAUUGCAUCAAGACUUUAUAUUCUUCUCUGGGUUUCCAUUUUGAAGACUUCAUAGUUCUCAAUGUAUACCAAUAUCUCCAAAGCCCAGGCAUUUCCUCUCGCCGCUAAAAUAUCUUCGCAACCCAAAUGCUUCACUUCACCCCUCGCCUUAAAGUUCCCAUCUUUACCACUUGCUUCUCAUCGAAACCCCAUGUUAAAAACCCCCACUUCACAUAAAUUUGGAACCUUGGAAAUGGGGAAAUUAGCAAAUCCCCACGGGUUGAUGCUACAAAUUGCUAGGAGAUAUUGUAGUGCAAGAAGUACUGAAAAGCAACUUCCUUGGUUAGAAGUCGCUAAUGAGGUUAAGGAAGAAGGUAAGGUGAUGCAGAAAGCAAAAACGACUAGGAUAAGUGGUUCUUUUCCCGAGGGCUCUGCAAAGAAGAUGAGUAGUAAGUCCUCUUGGGAACAAUCCAUUGAAAGGUUAGAUAAAAGUCAUAAAACAGAAGUUCCUGAAUCUAAGCUGAGAUCAGCAGCAGCAAAAUUUUCUAUGAAAGGUGGUGUUUCAGCUACUGCUAGUAAGGAAAGGAAGGGUGGAUUGGUUGAGAAGGUGGGACAGCUCAGAAGUGAUUAUGGUAAAAGGUAUGUGAAGUUUGAUGAUAAUGAUGAAGAAGGAGUUGAUGAUGAAAUGGAGGAGGAGAUGGAUGAUCCAAGGUGGUAUAACAUAAAGAAUAAGUUCAAGGGGAUGGUGGGGGCAAAAGUUGGAAUGGAGAGACCUGAGGUUCGAAGAUGGAAUAAGCAGGAUAACUGGGGUAGAAAGACAUUGAAAGAGGCCAGUGAAUCCACUGUGCCUAAGAUUGUUGGUGAGGGAAUCUAUGGGGUUGGUCCAGUUUUGGCUGCAUUGUCAGCUGAUCGAAGGGAAUUCUAUGCAUUGUAUGUUCAAGAAGGAUUGGAUUUGAGUGGCAACAAUAGGAAGAAGAAGGACAAGAAAGGGUUUGAGAGAGUUCUGAAGAUUGCUGAAAAGCUUGGUUUGAGUGUAAAAGAAGCAUCAAAACAUGAUCUGAAUAUGGUGGCUGAUAACCGUCCCCAUCAGGGUUUGGUUUUAGACGCUUCACAGCUAGAGAUGGUGAAAGUAAAUGAACUGGAUCCUGUUUCUAUUGAUGAAGGGAAGGGUUCCCUUUGGGUAGCCUUGGAUGAGGUUACUGAUCCUCAGAAUUUGGGGGCAAUAAUUAGGUCUGCAUAUUUUUUUGGAGCUUCUGGGGUGGUGUUAUGUGCCAAGAAUUCAGCCCCAUUGAGUGGUGUUGUGAGCAAAGCAAGUGCGGGAUCACUUGAAUUAAUGGAACUUAGAUAUUGCAAGAAUAUGAUGCAAUUCUUAGUGUCUUCAGCUGAAAAUGGUUGGCGAGUUCUUGGGGGCUCUGUCUCCUCCAAAGCUAUUGCUUUGGAUGAGGUUGUGCCUGGUCCACCGACCAUUCUUGUUUUAGGUAGCGAGGGCACUGGUUUAAGACCAUUGGUGGAGAGAUCAUGUACUCAGUUAGUUAGGAUUCCUGGGAACAUUCAUUUUGACUCAAGUACUAGUGAAUUGGAUGGUGAAAGUAGUGGUUUAAAUUCCCAGAGCUCUGGUAAAGAGUUCCUCUCAUUUUUGGCCGUGGAAAGCUUAAAUGUUAGUGUUGCAGCAGGUGUGCUUAUUCACCACUUAAUUGGGAAAAAGUUGGUAGAUUCAUUUCCAGAGGAGCAUAAACAGAUUGACAUGUCUGAGUGAGACUGCAUCGCCUCAAUUUAUUUAGUCUGAUCUCAAAUAGUGUUUGUUGAUGGAGCACAGUUUUUAUUCCUUUGAAGUGUAGUUUGUUCUUCUUUAUCAAUUUAUCAUGUAAUCAGUUUACUAUCAUAUGUUAGUAAGUUGGUCUGUGCAACUCAGGAGUCAGUUCACAGUUGUGACAGCAAUUUCAAAUGAAAGAGAAUUGAUCUCUUUAAAUUACAAGUCAAGGCUUCUUUUGGUUAUCACAUUGAAGUUGCAUUAGUUUAUGGAUUUAUAUUUUUAACUGGAAUUGUAUUGUUUUAAGUUUCAGAUGUGAUUUUUUUGUUAUAACUUGGCUUUUUGAAAAUUGAAAGCCAGAAUUGCUUUUAAUUGUUAUUUAGUUUAAUGCGGUUA